CGGCCCCUUUUCCAUUCCCAUGGAUCGUAUUACGGGAGACUCCAUCUCCGAGACAUCUGCUCUGCCACUAACAACAGAGCGCGUCUCCGCGUCCCCCCCUCUCCGACCGAUUCCCGUCUCCCGUCGUGUGCUGGCCCCUACUCCUGCCCUCUACCCCCGCGACUGCGCCCUAGCUGCGUUAUUUGCGCUCAACAUGAGGAGCCACCGUGCCUGUGCCCUGCACGUUCUCCAGCGGCUUUAGUUCCAAACGAGACAGCUCCAUCCUUCCCCGGAGCCAACGAACGGAGAGAGAGAGAGAGAAGCGGCGGAGCGACCCGAGAAGCAGCCGGUGGCCCCGAGCCGCACGUUUCUUUUUGUUCUUGCGCUCCGCAGGCUGCUGGCGGCGCGACUUCGCAUCCCCGGAUGGUCAAAACAAGCGUUAAUGAGUGAACAAAGCUGAACACUGGGAUCUGCGCACAGUUUCUACUCUCUUCACUAGCUUUUUUUUUGUUUGUUUGUUUGUUUUGGACACCAUGGAGUCUGUGGAGAAGGAGUGUGGAGCGCUCGGUGGAUUAUUCCAGGCCAUCGUGAACGACAUGAAGACCUCCUACCCUGUGUGGGAAGAUUUCAGUGCCAAGGCCACAAAGCUGCAUUCUCAACUCAGGACCACUAUUCUGGCAGCUGUGGCCUUCUUAGAUGCCUUUCAGAAGGUGGCAGACAUGGCUACCAGCUCCAGAGGUGCCACCAGGGAAAUCGGCUCUGCUUUGACAAGAAUGUGCAUGCGACACCGCAGCAUUGAGACAAAAUUACGACAUUUCACCAAUGUUCUCAUGGAAGGCCUGGUCACACCACUCCAGGACAGGAUAGAAGAAUGGAAGAAGACGGCUAACCAGCUGGACAAAGACCACACCAAAGAAUACAAGAGGGCCCGUCAGGAAAUUAAAAGAAAGUCGUUAGAUACUAUUAAGCUCCAGAAAAAAGCGAGAAAAGAGCUUCUAGGCCGGGGGAACCUGCGCCCCCAGCUGGACAGCGCCAUGCAGGACGUCAACGACCUGUAUCUGCUGAUGGAGGAGACGGAGAAGCAGGCGGUGCGGAGGGCGCUCCUGGAGGAGAGGGGACGCUUCUGCACGUUCAUCAACUUCCUUCAGCCGGUGGUGAAUGUGGAACUUGCCAUGCUGGGAGAGAUAACCCACUUACAAGCCAUUGUUGAUGACCUCACCAUGCUGACCGAAGACCCGCACAAGCUGCCACCCGCCAGUGAGCAGGUAAUUCGGGACCUGAAAGGCUCCGACUACAGCUGGUCCUACCAGACCCCUCCUUCCUCGCCGAGCAGCACCAGCUCCAGGAAGAGCAGCAUGUGCAGCUUGCUUCAGAUGCCCUCAGCGGGAGCGCAUCGGCUUAGCAGCGUCUCCUCCCACGACUCUGGCUUCGUCUCGCAGGAUGCCAACACCCAUUCUAAGCCGCCGUCACCCAUGCCCUCGGAUAUCACCAGCCAGAAAUCCACAAGCUCAGCCUCCUCUGAGGCCUCAGAAACCUGCCAGUCUGUCAGCGAGUGCAACUCUCCUACGGCGUAUGGCUCAUGCUCAUCCUUCGGUACCUUCCGCCCUGCUUUCUCUCACACUGGCACCAUCAGGCCUCUCUCUGUCAUACUCCCCGCGUCCCCCACAUUUAACCACUCACCUGGAUCCAACACUCCUUCACCCACAUCAAAGGUUCCUAGCUGGAAGGAGUGGGCCAAGUCGAGCUCCUGCGAGCCGACGUUGGCCAGCACUCCGCAGCGCAAGAGGGACUCUGUGGAAAAGAUGAGAGACCUGGAGGCUCCGCCUAGUCCACAGGGAUACUCCGGGAUGCAGCCAGGUGAUCCGCACAGAGCGAGAAGUGGCCCAGGAAUUAUUACAGCCAAGCAUGGAGAGCCCCUGUCCCCAGCAGCCAGCACGCUGGCCAUGGUUCUCACCAGAGGCCUGAGUAUGGAGCAGCAGAAGAGCAGCAGGGACUCUCUGCAGUACUCCAGCGGCUACAGCACGCAGACAAACACCCCGUCCUGCUCCGAAGACACGAUCCCAUCUCAAGGUUCUGAUUAUGAGUGCUACUCGCUCAACGGGGAUGUUGACAACGAGGGGCAGCCAGACUUUGACAAGUCCUCCACCAUCCCACGCCAUAGCAACAUUGCUCAGAACUACCGGCGCAUGAUUCAAACCAAGCGGCCCGCCAGCACAGCAGGUCUGCCAGCAGGUAGGAGCCUGCAGGGGACUCCUAACGGCGCCAGGGGAGGCGGCCCUGGCGCCGUUUCCUCUGGGACGGCCACCAUCCGCAGGACGCCCUCCUCCAAAACCGGAGUGAGACGCACACCGUCCACGUCUGGCCCCAUUCCCAUCCGGCCGCCGAUCGUGCCAGUCCGAACCCCCACAGUCCCGGACUCUCCAGGGUCUGCUAGCCCGUCCCCACACCAUAUGGGUGGUGAAGAGUUUCUGUACGGCGAUGACCCGUCUGCCGGGGACUACAUGAGGGCUUCUCCAAAGCGGAUGAGUCUUCCUGAUACAGCUUGGGGUUAUGGAGGAGGAGGAGGAGGAGGAGGAGGAGGAGGAGAAGUGGACAGGACUGCGUAUGCCCAGCAAGCUCCCAGCAUGUCCGCCCACACAGCUGAGGAGGACCCUCAGCUCGCUGCCAACCGUCACAGCCUGGUUGAGAAGAUAGGAGAGCUGGCAGCCAGCGCUCACGCCCUGGGUGAAGGUCAGUACCCCUUCCCCAGCUCACUGCCGGGGGAGGCGGCUCAGCGUCCGCCCCAGGAGCCGUCCUCUGUUACCCGGGAGGACGUGGAUAUGUUAAAGACCAUUCGCCGCGGGGUGAGGCUGCGCAAGACUCUAACCGACGACCGGUCGGCUCCCAGGAUCCUUCGGUAAUCCGCGGAGGGGAAAGCGCUUAUUCACAAACUGAAGCACUCAUGAACUGAGAGGCACGAUGAACACGGGGUGGUCAGUGAAGUAUGUUAUUUUCAUGUCAUGUAUGUAUUGCGUUCGUACAAAGUAAUCCGUUUUCUUUUCGUUGUCAUUUUUAUUUUUUUCCGUUUUGAGCUGCGUCGCUGUGCGUCUCCGCUUCAGCCCGGUUCGUCCCCGUGUGCAACACAGCACACUGCUGAAUGCUCUUACUAUUAAUACUUCUGUGUGCAUUUCUCAGUGACCACAGCCGCCUGUCAGUGGAAAGUGGGUGGCGGAGUGCUCGGUGAGCCCGUCUCAUUUCUCAUCAUUAUACGGCCCAAGUUACAUGUUUUAUUUCGUAAACUGGACAGCAGCUGUGUAAUUUCAUGUAAAGACAGAAGCGCCACGCCGGUGUUUAUAUUGCUGUACUGUACUGUCGAUAUAUUCUGCAAUUAAACUGGAUUUUUACUGAAAAACA
Molecule: messenger RNA, 3372 nt
Organism: Fundulus heteroclitus (mummichog)
Lineage: Eukaryota; Metazoa; Chordata; Actinopteri; Cyprinodontiformes; Fundulidae
Gene: mtss1la
Product: MTSS I-BAR domain containing 2a
Exons: 16
Coding region: 513-2879 (788 amino acids)
Biological process (GO): cell projection assembly; plasma membrane organization
Cellular component (GO): actin cytoskeleton; cytoplasmic side of plasma membrane
Molecular function (GO): actin binding; phospholipid binding
Source: RefSeq, a predicted model, not a curated record